UGCGUACAAAUUCGCGCCAAUUGACUACCGAGUCUCCCUCUAGCGGUUGGUGACAGUCAUCGUUGCUCUCGUGAAUUCGCGAUCAUUCUCAUUUCGCGAUGUGUCGCGAUGAGCGCUCCUGUUAAGAGUUGUUAUUUACGUACCUUGGAAGGAACUCCGACGAAUGUUUAUCUGCCGGACAAUACACCAAUUUUCGUAGGACGUUCGCCAGAAACCGGCAUCACAGAUGUGAAAUGCUCGCGACAACAAGUUCGACUAUGUGCAAAUUAUACGGAGACUAUCGUCACAGUUCAACAAAUUGGCCCCCAUGCCUGUGGUUUUAAUGGCUUUAAAACUCAGAAGGAUGUGAAAUUUGUAGCCAAACACAAUGAUCGCUUGGAAUUGCUCUAUGGCAAGCAUGCUUUCGAAAUAGAGUUUAAUCCACCUCCAAGUGUGAAUAAUUUUACAUCGAGGAAGAGAUUAUAUGAAUCAGAAAUAGAAGAAACUGAGGGCAAAACGAAAAUGUUGAAAUCAGAUAAUUGCUCCGAUAAUUACUCCGAAGAAUCUGAGAAUGACAGAGAAGAGGAACAGAGAUCAUCUUCGAAUGGUAUACAUAUUAAUCAAAAAACAUUCAGCACAUCCUCUGGUUCUAGCACAUCCUCUGAGCAGAGCACUGAAAGCUCAAAUACAUCUGCGAAGUGGGAUAGUGUGGAUAAUGGAAAAUUAUUAAUUUAUACAGCAUCAUCUGUUCAAAACCGACCAAAAGUUUUUAUUGCUGUGGGAAAGAGCAUUUAUAGAAAGCCAACAAUUGGUAUGUGGGAAUUUCUAGAAAAAGAGAAAAAUGGAGGUAUCACAAUUGAUAAGGCUAAAUCAUUUUACGUCGGUGAUGCCGCUGGUCGGCCGAAGAACUGGGCCCCAGGGAAAAAGAAAGAUCACUCAAGUGUGGAUCGAUUAAUGGCGUUGAAUGUUGAUGUCAAAUUCGAGACGCCUGAAGAACACUUUUUAAAACGUAAAGCGCCGCCUUAUGAGUUACCUAAGUUCAAUCCAAAAAAUCUAUCGCAAACCGACAUAUGCAAUCCUGCGGACGCGGAAUUAACACUCAAACAGCAAGAGAUGAUACUUAUGGUCGGCAGCCCGGGCUCCGGAAAAUCACAUUUUACAAAGAAUCAUCUAAAGGAAUAUGGAUACGUCAACAGAGAUACUUUAGGCAGCUGGCAGAAAUGUAUUGCUGCGGUCCAGCAAUACUUGAAUGAGAGAAACAGUGUAGUUGUAGACAAUACUAAUCCUGAUAAAGCUUCGAGAGAGAGAUAUAUGGAAGUAGCCAAGAAGUGCAACGUUCCGAUCAGAUGUUUUGUCAUGACGACAAGUCUAGAACAUGCUAAACAUAAUAAUAAGUUUCGCGAAUUAACUGAUCCAAGCCACACUCCAAUCAACGACAUUAUUAUACACUCUUAUAUGAAAAAUUAUAAGCCGCCAACUUUGGAAGAAGGUUUUAAGGAAAUAGUGGAAAUCAAUUUUGUUCCUAAUUUCCGUAAUGAGCAAGAUCGAAGACUCUAUGAAAUGUAUUUACUCGAAAAUUAAAUCCUAUAGAUUACUUAAAAGUACUUAAACAAAUAAAUCUUGCAUGAUAUAAAUUGAAA
Molecule: messenger RNA, 1619 nt
Organism: Acromyrmex echinatior (Panamanian leafcutter ant)
Lineage: Eukaryota; Metazoa; Arthropoda; Insecta; Hymenoptera; Formicidae
Gene: PNKP
Product: Polynucleotide kinase 3'-phosphatase
Biological process (GO): DNA repair
Molecular function (GO): polynucleotide 3'-phosphatase activity; ATP-dependent polydeoxyribonucleotide 5'-hydroxyl-kinase activity; double-stranded DNA binding
Source: RefSeq, a predicted model, not a curated record